GGGGGUAGCCGCGGCCAUGUGCUCGAGCGUCGACGCUCGAUCGGCGAUCAGUCGUUGCCGCGCGCUCGCCGAGUGCACGUCGGUGUUUCUCGCGCACGUAUCGAGGGCCCCGCGUAUUCGUUCGCUUCGUCUAAUCGAAUGAGCGCGUACGUACGUCGCGUUUGACGAUCGGUGGAGGAGAAGAGGAGAGAAGCUCGUUUUCUACGAUGACGUUAGUGCACCUUAAACAUCGUUCAUCGCGCGUGUGAUCGAGAGGAAUCGAGAGAGAAAGUUGGAAGAAUUGAGAGAGAGAGAGAGAGAGAGAAAGGAUCGGCGAAUAAAUAAAUAGCGAAGUACGGAAGAUGCCAAGGUGAUCCUGUUUGUCGCCUCGACGAGCUACUCUUUGACAUCUUGUUACCCGGAGGUUGUUCUCCGCCUAUAAUUGGUUAAUCGGGGUAUAAUAGGAAUAAUAAGAAUAACGUGUGAUAACGGAGCGUGGCGACCGCGUGAAGAGAAAGGAAAAGUGGUGGACCCUUUUCGUCAUCCACGUUGCGUUUCACGCAUACUGGCGCGUUGUUCUCGCCGUACGGUGGAAUCGUUCACGAUUGUGCCGCGAUCAUGCACCACACGGCGCCCUGGUAUCUACCCUGGGGCCUGAAGCUGGUGCCACUGCCUAUACCGCCUGGACACCCCGCUUCCGGCAUCCCCAACCCCGGAUUGCACCUGCUUGCACCUCUGCCGGGGAUCUACGCCCCUGAACCGCGAAAGGUCGAUCUGAAGCCCCUGCGGGAGGCCACGAUCGCCGUCCCGACGCCCAAGAUCUCCGAGAAGCGGAAGGCGGAGGAAGCCGACGCAAGCAAGGACUUGAAAAAGGCGAAGCUAGAGACGAAGGCGCUGAAAGCGAAGAGGCCAGGAUUCACGGACGAGCGGUACAACGAGACGAGCUAUUACGUGGAGAAUGGGUUGAGGAAAGUGUACCCGUAUUACUUCACCUUCACCACGUUCACGAAGGGGAGAUGGGUGGGGGAGAAGAUCCUCGAGGUGUUCGCGAGAGAGUUUCGUGCGCACCCGGCGGAGGAGUACGAGCGUUGCAUCCGUGCCGGCACUUUGACCGUCAACUAUCAGAAGGUGGACGUGGACUACAGGCUGCGGCACAACGAUCUGUUGGCCAACGUCGUGCACAGACACGAGGUGCCUGUCACCUCGGAGCCGAUCACGGUGAUACACAUGGACGAGGACGUCGUCGUGGUCAACAAGCCCGCCUCCAUCCCUGUGCACCCGUGCGGGCGGUACCGCCACAACACGGUCGUGUUCAUUCUCGCCAAGGAGUACAACCUGAAGAACUUGAGGACGAUACACAGGCUCGACAGACUGACCAGCGGCAUUCUCCUUUUCGGUAGAACGCCGAAGAAGGCGAGGCAGAUGGAGCACCAAAUAAGAAACAGACAGGUUCACAAGCAGUACGUGUGUCGAGUGGAGGGGGAGUUCCCCGAGGAAGAAGUGGUUUGCUCGGAGCCGAUCGAGGUGGUGUCGUACAAGAUCGGCGUGUGCAAGAUCUCGGAGAAGGGGAAGGACUGCGUGACCCGUUUCAAGCGGCUCAGCUACAACGGCAAGUCGUCGGUGGUCCUUUGCAAGCCCCAGACGGGCAGGAUGCACCAGAUCCGCGUCCACCUGCAGUACCUCGGCUAUCCCGUGGUCAACGACCCUCUGUACAACCACGUGGUGUUCGGGCCGGAGAAGGGGAAGGGCGGGAACAUCGGGAAGACCGAUCAGGAGUUGGUCAGGGACCUGAUCAGCAUCCACAACGCGGAGAACUGGCUGGGGAUGGACGGGGACUCGGAGAUGAGUCUGUUCAAGCCCAAGCUGGACAUGGAGGAUCGAGUCUCGCUGAACAACGACAAGGAUGGCUCGUCGCCCUCCUCGACGCCCGGCCUGGCCGAGGAGGAGCAGCAGCAGCAGCAGCAGCAGCAGCAGCAGGAGCAAUCGUUGAAGGUGACGGUCGGCACGCAGACGGGAUCCGAGCCGCCCGACUCCAGUUUCACGAACGACAAGAUGACCGUAGAUCCGCACUGCUACGAGUGCAAAGUGAAGUACAGAGACCCGAAACCAUCCGACCUGGUCAUGUACCUGCACGCGUGGCGCUACUGCGGCCCGGGCUGGGAGUACGAGACGCCGCUGCCCGCCUGGGCGGCCAGCGACUGGACCGAGGAGGAGCGAUAGUCGAGGUCCGCCGAGAGCAUCGAGACGAGCCGUCAUCACCCUUCGACGCCCCUUUUUGAUAUCCUUACCCCGUGCCUUCCAUCCGCCAUCGAGCGAUCUCGACCAUCGUACAUGUACCCAUCCCUGUGACCAGCUGGUCGCUGCACUCGCCAAUAGAUUCAGGAGACCUGGGCGUUGGUCCUCCCCUUCGAGUGGUCGCUGCUCACGCCUGGUCUGCGCGGAUAUUCGAGGCUCUUUGAAUAUAUAUAUGUGUAUAUACAUAUGUUCGUGGAAUAUCGCGAUGAAUCUGUCGGUAAUCGGUCUCUUGAGACGAUCGUUGGGACGAGUGGCAGGUUCAUUCGGGAUAUUCCGACGACAUCGUAAGAUGAUGAACGAGGAAGAUCGAUCAAGGAUCAAAGGGACCGCUUGGGUCAGGUGAAUCGAUAUUGGAUUAUAUUGCGUGGGAAGGAUGAUGAUUUCAGGAUGAAAAGAGAAAAGCCUGGUCGAUUAAACGAUCCUGACCGGUUCUGUAAACGGGUCGAUCGAACAGUCACUGCCACCGGUGCGCGCACGAGAGAAGAUUGAUGCAACUGUCAACCGCGGGAACCGGAAUGGAUCGUUAUCUUCGUUCGUGUUCUUGAUUUAUGGCGCGGAUAAGGAAAAUCGACGGUCUUUUCUGUUAUUACUGACAGAGAAAUUUUUGCUUCGAGUCCUUUUUUUUUAUUAUUAUUCGUCUUUUGGAUCGAAGCAUUUUUGAUUCUUUAAUUCGUAGAAUAACGUUCCGUUCUAUCGAGAGUUAAUAGUUAUGUAAAACUGUAUUAAUUAGAAUCCAAUCCUGCGUGUAUUUCUUGAUCAAAUUACUCGAACGUGGAACUGAUCUAAACCAUCAUUUGCUCAAUUUCUGGUUUAUUUUCUGUCUCGCUUUCCGAAUCAUCUAUAAUCAUCGUCCCUCCAUUUACGAGUAAAAAUUAAAAAAAAGAGAAGAGAAGAGAAGAAAGACAAGAUCGCGACUGAAAAUUAUUCAAUAAUUCAUCCUCGAGAGCCGCGCAGGCAAGGGGCUGACGUAGCAAAAUUGCAAUAGAGACGCGUCUAUUUUUAUGGCUGAUUAUAUAUACGGGAAACUAAAUAGUGGCGCAGGUCCAGCAGCAUAGGUCUCCAACAAUAAGCGUGAUCUUGCUAGAAGGAUAUAGCCAACGAUCAUGCCAAAGAGCGCGAGCGCGUGUCCGGCGAGCGAGAACGAGAGAGCGUGAUUGCAUACGCCUGAAAGAUAACGAUAUGCGUGAAUGAGAGAGAGAGAGAGAGAGAGCGAGAGAAAGGAAAAAAAGAGAUACUUAUUCGAAAUCAUAUCGUGUACGUGUACCUUGUUUCCGCGCGUCGAAUAAGACCGCGACCAAAUGGCAGGACUUGCAACAAGUACAAUCGAGCGAGUGAAAUAACGAGAUUAACGUCGUACAUUAUUUUGCUACGAGUCACGUUUGUCUCCUCUAGCGGGGCUAUACAUAGGCUUUUAAUCGCGUGCUCAGGAGGUCCGGGAGAGGUGAUGAAAAUGUGAUCUUCGGGAUCUUCUGGUCAUCUGGAAGAGUAACAUUGAUGAGCCAAAGAUAAAGCUUUUUUUAUAUAAUCAUCCCAUUCCUUUGUGUGAUCUUUCUAUGAUUUAUAUCGAGUCUUUUUGUUGAUGAGAUGAGAAAAUGAAGAUUAAUUAUAUUCAUUUCUUUUUUCCUCUUAAAAAUACUUGUUCGUCUUUUCGUUGAAAUAUAAUAUGUGAACUUUUUUACAAAGCGAUUUUUGAUUGAUUUUCUUUUCUGGUAUCUUUGGCUCAUUGAAUAGUGCAUAUAGAAUGGAUAUUUUGAAGUGAAGUUUUUAAGGGUUAUUAAAAUAUGUGAUUUUUAAAGAUUAUAUCCGACUUAAUCUUGUAAAUUACGUAGCACGUCUUGGAGAAAGUUCAAUAAAAUUAAUCGUAUGAAGUCGAUUCCUCUUCAGGGAACAUGAUUUAUUAUUGGAAGUUCAAUCGUUGACAUCGUCAAGAAGGGAACAAAAACCAUCUUUUAUACGAAAGCUUUGUAAUAAUCGCCAGCUAUUAAAAAUAAA
This is a messenger RNA of Apis cerana (Asiatic honeybee), 4266 nucleotides long. Its product is annotated as pseudouridylate synthase RPUSD2. Gene Ontology annotation, biological process: enzyme-directed rRNA pseudouridine synthesis. NCBI's taxonomy places the organism in Eukaryota, Metazoa, Arthropoda, Insecta, Hymenoptera, Apidae. Gene Ontology annotation, molecular function: pseudouridine synthase activity; RNA binding. The record is from RefSeq and is a predicted model, not a curated record.